Molecule: messenger RNA, 888 nt
Organism: Caenorhabditis briggsae
Lineage: Eukaryota; Metazoa; Nematoda; Chromadorea; Rhabditida; Rhabditidae
Exons: 3
Coding region: 1-888 (295 amino acids)
Source: RefSeq, a predicted model, not a curated record
AUGAUUAGAGAUUUGUGUUAUCUAGACCCAUGGAAUGUAAACACCUCAUAUCUUAUGAUAAUUCACGAGAUUUCCCCUUUUAGGGCCCGCCCAUCCCCACUGAAACUCCGCCCCCACUUGGGGAAGGACGGCGUGCAAAUUGUACCUCACUUCAAGUGUUCACUUCUUCUUUCUAUUUUUAGAAAAAACAUCACACUCGAAAUAAACAUGAACUUUUCUCUAUUCCUCACUGCUGUCUUCAUGACUUCAUUCGUGGUUUCUAAACCAACCACGACCACAACUGAGAAACCAGAUGACUCCUUCGAUAUUGACCUUUUCCUUGGUGCAAUGGGAGAUGGACAUUUCGCUGAUGGAACUGGAAAUUUCGAUGGAGUCGUUCCAACGACUCCAAAGAAAACCGAAAAGCUUCCAGGCCAAAAGAAAAUCAAGGAGGAGUUUGAGCAACCAGACGGAGUUGUUCCAAAGAUGACUGGAUCCUUCGUCACAGAAGAGCCAAAGUCAGCUGCCAAAGCUGCUGAUGAUGAGGAGACCGAUGAGGACUACUUCGGAGAAUCUUCAGUUGGAUCUGCUGUUGCCGGACCAGUCACCAACCCAGCUGCCACUUACCUCGAGGGAGCUGAAUUUGAGAAGAUUGCUCAGCCAUCUUGCCAAAUGCUCGGAUGCACUGGACCAAUUCCAAAUGACGGCUCAUACUCCGCUCUUUCUGCUACUUUGGACAACAAGGCCUGCAAUCAAAUUUUCGUUCCAAUGAAUGGAUGCACCGACAACAAGGGAUACCCAAUGGGAAUGCUGUGCUCAGUCUGCUGUGAUUGUGCCAACGCAUUCGUUGUGGAGAUGAAGAAGACCUUCGGAUACAAAUCCAACAUUCCAACUUCAACAUUCAACUAA